Phragmites australis (common reed) is the source of this 3033-nucleotide messenger RNA. Its product is annotated as WPP domain-associated protein-like. The record is from RefSeq and is a predicted model, not a curated record. NCBI's taxonomy places the organism in Eukaryota, Viridiplantae, Streptophyta, Magnoliopsida, Poales, Poaceae. The transcript has 5 exons. The coding region runs from base 311 to 2431 and encodes 706 amino acids.
CUUCAUCAUUCUUCUGUUCCGCAGCCGCUGCUUUUUCCUUUCCCGCACGCGAUGGCUGUCUGCGGCGCCGUAGGAUUCUUUCCCCCUGCACGCGCACCCCCGGUGCCACUGCCUCCACUACUCCUACACUCGCGCCGUACUAUCUCCUUCUGCCGGUCACGGGCUCACGGCUUCUGCCUUCUUCCUGCCGCACGCGCCGCCCAUUCGACGGCCGGAGCUCUCGGUCUUGGCUUCUACCUUCUGCACGCGGCCUUCGCAUCGCAACGGUAUGUCAGCCCCCUGAUGCUGAUCGAGGGAGGCUGCGUUUCUGAUGGUUUUCUCACUCGCCGUUGCUUCGCUCGGGGUCGUAGAUCUGCCACCGGAGGGGGGGGGGGGGUUGUUGCUCCGCCGCCGGCCACCUCUGGCGGCUGCCAGAGCUCGCCGAGUGGUGUCACUCCACACUCAUAGUCAAAUAGGCAUGGCAGAGACCUCGGAUGUGUUUCCUGAUGAUGCCAAUGGAAGUGCUGCAGUUCAGAUUGAACCUUGUGCCAACGAGGAUGUGUUGUUCCUUGAUGAUAUGGAUUCUUUUUGGGAUGAAGUAAAUGCUACGCUUCAUGUUUCAAGAGUUGUGACUGGUGCUGUCAUCAAGGGAAUUGUAAGUGAUGCAGAACAUGAUGUGGCUCGGAUGAUUGCUUCCAAGGAUACUGAGAUAGCAUUGCUAAAUCAAAAGCUGCAGCAACUCGAAAAUAGCAGCUUAAGUUUGCCUGAAGGGCGGGAUAAAAGAUAUGAUGAGUUUUAUAGUCUCCGUCAACAGCUUGAUUCCAUUUCAAAGUCACUCUUGAACUCUGAAUGGGGGCUUUCGGGAUCACAGCAUAACUCGGAAGGUUCAGAAGAUGUGAGUAUGCAGAGGGGCAAGGAACAAUCCUUCAGAGAUGGUAUAGCAAAGGAAAAUGGUUCUAAAGCCUCACAAGAAAAGGUUUUCAGUGACCCGGCACUUCUGAGGCAUUUGGAUAAGGAUCAAGUGAUAGCCCAUUUUAAUAAAGAGAUGAAUGAGAUGAAAAGGCAGCAUGAUUCAGUUGUGCACGAGAUGACGGAAAAGAUAUUCAGACUAAAGCGUGAGAACCUAAAUAAAGAAGGAGCUAACCCUUGCCAUUUACGGAACAACAAAGAACUUGAGCAAAUGAGGAGGAAAAUCGAGGAUGCCAUCUCAAAGUUGGAUGCGCUCCUCUUGGAGAAUAAAAGAGCCUUCGUUCGCAUCAAGUCGGAUGCAUUUCCUGGUCAACAAGACAAGAGCAAUGUGGUAGAUUCUGAUAUCCAGCAACUACUAGGUGGUGAAACUAAUAUUGAAGAAGAACCUUGCUCUAUUCCAAGUAAGGCUUUGCAUUUUGCAUCCAUAGGGGCAGAUCAUGAAAAUCAUGUUAUAAGGCUUGAAUCUGAUAUUGAAGAUGCUAGCAUUGCAACCAUCAUUAGAGAAGCGAUAGAAAAGAUUGUUGUAAAAGAGUAUGUUAGUGAAAUAAAAAUAGGAUUGCAUGGUUAUGAGAUGGAGCUUAAUAUGAAGCAGGAAGUUUGCCCAAUCAUUCAGAAUGAGGCUAUUGCGGAAGCAAUGUCAAACAUUAAUUCUUUGUUGCUAAAGAACAAUGAGGAAAAAGGUUGUGCUGAAGCUGAGUUUCUGCUGAAGCAGAAAAUUGACAAACUGAAUCUAGUUGUGGAUUCCUUCACUGAAGUAGUGAGGGAAAAGGAAGAAUUCGUGUCACAGAUUGGAUUGGAGGCGAUGGAGAUUCGUGUUGAUUCACUGUACCGUGAGCUUGAUUUCCUAAGGGACAAAGUGGGAAAGCAAGAUUCCUACAUAUCUGGAAAGAGCAUGGAGUUUGAUAUCAUUGUGGGCAGGUUGGAGCGAGCUCAGCAACAUGUUCAACGCAACGAUGUCACUUUGAGUGAGUUGAAUGAUAGAUUUAGAACCAUUUCAGACUCUUUAAAGGUGUUGGAGAAACAAAAUCAAGCUCUACAUGCUGUCCUCGAAGAAAAGGAGAAGACACUAACUUCUGCUGUUUCCAAAGACAAUGAGUUCAAAGAAUGCAUGAAACACAUUGUUGAAUCUACGAGAGAUUUUGAAAAAUUCAUUGCAGAUCAACAAACUAUUGUUGCAAAUAAAGUUCAGCACAGCGAAUCAAGGUUUUGUUUACUAAAAGAACAAUGUAAACACCUUGCGAGAGAAGGCAAUCUGUUAAAAAAGAAAGCAUUGCGAUACAAAGAGAUAUCUGAGACAAGAGGCUCCAAUCUUCAGAAAGCUGAACUCGAGGUGGAUUUACUUGGUGAUGAGGUUGAGGCCUUAACAGAUCUUCUUGCAAAAAUCUAUAUUGCCCUUGACCAUUAUUCUCCAGUCCUGCAACACUACACUGGUGUUAUGGAGACCUUGAACAUGAUUAAGAAACAUAUUAGCAUGGCAAAGUAAAAUGCAUCUGCCUGUUAAUAUCAGGUGGUCUAUGUUAACCAUAACUGUGGUAUUAUCGGCUUGACAGCGUGCUUCUAGUGCUUUGAGAUAACUUUUGUAGGUGGAUGCUAGCUUUUGUUGUCGAUUCAAGGACUAGGUUUUGCAGAGUGGCUUGCUUCCCUUUUAUAGGCAGUACUCUUGGUAGCCUUUGACCACUUUGUAAAUGGCCCAACCAUAGCUAUUAGUUCUUGUGUUUGGCUUUUGAUGCCAUGGGUUUUGUCACCUGUUAUGCUGGGUUGCAAAGGUGAACUCUGGUAACAGUGACCUACUUGAAUGAACAAGAGUGGUAGUGGACUGGAUUUUGAAAGCUGAGUUUUCAGGUGUUUUUUUUCUUGCACAGCGGCUGAAGACUUGUGGCGCUCACUCAUUAGUUUUACUGCCUGAUGAUAAUCUGAUGAAGCAUUUGUGUUCCAAGACAUAGUUUGGAUUUGGAUUUGCUCUCCUUCGGUCCUUGCUAUCAACAAUUGACAGUUUUGGAAACUUGUCAUGAAAAAUGUAGCCUAUAUGCUGUUGUGAUACUCAAUGCCAAGUAAAAGUUCAGUCAUGGCAGUUGUCAAACACUA